Labeo rohita (rohu) is the source of this 1832-nucleotide messenger RNA. It is a transcript of the gene cyb561d2, whose product is annotated as transmembrane reductase CYB561D2. Gene Ontology annotation, molecular function: transmembrane monodehydroascorbate reductase activity. Gene Ontology annotation, cellular component: endoplasmic reticulum. The record is from RefSeq and is a predicted model, not a curated record. Bases 724 to 1392 code for a protein of 222 amino acids. NCBI's taxonomy places the organism in Eukaryota, Metazoa, Chordata, Actinopteri, Cypriniformes, Cyprinidae. The transcript is spliced from 5 exons.
GACCCUGUUUAAAAUUAAACUCGUUCUUAAAGGGACAGAGCAGGCAAAGAUGAUUCACUCUCACAUCAUUAUUUCCUCUGAGGAACAAAAACAGGAGUCUUAACGCAGCAACUAUUUAAGCCACAUGAUCGUGUUGUCGGAUGUCUUCUAUCAUCAGGAAGGGAGGCCUGGAGACCCACAGGAGGAGAUAAGGAGGCUUCUGUCCUCCGUUCAGUCUGGAUGAGGGCCAGCGGGUCACAGGACACAAGAAUUCACGUCAAAAUGAUGGAAAGACAUGCAAGUAAACAUCAAAUCCCACGUCAGCAUGAGCAGAGGAAUUUCCAGAACAGAGGCAAUCUGGAAGAAAUUAUUGACAAUUAUCACCAAAAUAAAAGUCAUUACUACCUUUACGAGGAGAAAACAGACUUCGGUGCAAACAAGGUUAAAUUCCUAAAUAAUUUCAGGUGUUUUAAUUUAUUUUAUUUUUUAGCAAUGACGAUUAGCAAUUAUUAAACAUCAUAUGUAUAUUUUGUGAUAAAUCUGUCAUAAUCAGAUUAGAUUUUGCUUGAACGGAUGGGAACUUUAUUUUGAUAAGCGGGUUUCGUAACCGGAAACCUUGAACGAAUCCGAGUUCCUGGUUGAGAUUGCGAACAGCUCAAAUGGGUUUGUUCUGCACUUUGAUUGUGUAUGUUUGUAAAUGAGUUGUUUUGUGUGCAUUUGAGACACAGUCAGUAGUGAAAGAAUAUGAGCGUCCAUCACGAGUCGGAGCCGAAGCUGUACCGCUACAGCAGGACGGUGUGCGGCGUCUUCACUCAUGUGCUGUGCGCGCUGUUCACCGGCUUCAUCACUGUACUCACCAAACCUGGAUCCAGUCUGUUCUCAUGGCAUCCGUUCCUGAUGACUCUUGCUUUCUCCUUCUUCAUGACGGAAGCCGUUCUUCUGUUCAACCCCUACUCGUCUCCCGUCAAGAAGUUGAAGCACAAAACUAAAGGCCGUUUACACUGGAUCCUGCAGGGUUUGUGCGUUUGCUGCGCGACCGCGGGUCUGGCCGCCAUCUUCUACAACAAAAACCUCAACGAAAAGCCGCACUUCACCACAUGGCACGGGGUGAUAGGAGUUUUAACGGUUGCUGUCGUCGCGCUGCAGUCGCUCGGAGGACUCCCGCUCCUCUAUCCCAAACUAGCCAAAGGCUGGUCGCUGGCUAAACUGAAGCGCUACCACGCCACGUCCGGUUUACUCACGUACCUAUUGGGCAGUUUGAGCUUGUUUCUCGGGCUGUGUUCGGCGUGGUUCAGCAGCAACGUGAGCGGGUACGGCUGGUACCUGGCCGUCCUCUGUCCCGUUCUGUGCGCUUUGGUCGUUAUGAGUCAGGUAACGAACGCUUACAUGGCGCGAAAACGAAUGCAGUACUGAAACAGACGUUCCGGGUUUAUUUGAAAUCUUACAGACGUUGUGAACUUUAUUAACUGGACCAGAAUUACAAGUUCCUGAGCUAAUUUUAUUGUCAAUCAUGUAAAUGUCCUUUGCAACUGCUAUACCUAAAAACUAAAAAGAUGUAUUUUUAUAAAAUUUUAUAUUCUUAAAUGCAUUUCAUCAGUGUUAAUGGCAUAUUUAUGGUGCAAAUAUCUUUGAAUAUGACUAAAGGCAACUAAUUUUUCUCAAAUGCGAAGAUCAAAAGUGUUUUUUUUUUUAUUAUUUGUUAUUCGUUUGAUGUUUUUGCGUUUAUAAUUGUGCCAGGUUGAUCCUUUUAUGUUCAAUUAAACAUUUGCAGAUCAUAAAAGAAAACAUUCUAUGCCAACAAAUGUUUCCUGAAUGUUGAGAUUGUAAUUUUUGUUCAGAUGUUGCACAAAAUA